Messenger RNA from Microplitis demolitor, 1000 nucleotides. RefSeq lists its product as uncharacterized. The coding region runs from base 132 to 896 and encodes 254 amino acids. The record is from RefSeq and is a predicted model, not a curated record. The transcript is spliced from 2 exons. Lineage: Eukaryota; Metazoa; Arthropoda; Insecta; Hymenoptera; Braconidae.
UUGUCUUGUAGAGCAUCAGUAUCGUCAAGCUAAGAAGCAAAGACACUUCAAUACUAAUAACAAUAAUAAUAAUAAUUAUUAUUUUUGAGUUUAAAUAAUCAAUACAUUAAAGUUUGAGUAUAAAAAUAAAAAUGAAGUUCGUACUAAUUGGAUUGUUAGUGGCAUUACUUUACGUUGAGGCUCAAUCAUUUGUUUCAAGACCAGGAACUGGAGUUCCUAGACCGCCUAUAAAUUAUCCGAUACCGCCAUUCAACCCUGGACCUCCCAGAUGGCCAUCUGGCUACAGAUUUCGUCGCUCACCUCAAGGAGAAGUGAGCGCAUCAGUGAUCAAACCUGAACAUGGACGGCCGCAAAUGAACAUGGACUAUAACCAGAAUAUUUUUUCUGAUGAUAAUUCGAAACUCAGUGCCCAUGGAGGAGUUUCUUCCCCUGAUUUCAAACAUUUUACUCCCAAUGCAGGAGUUAAUUACGAGUGGAAUCCUAACAAGGACACAUAUUUGAGAGCGCAAACUGAAUUCCAAAAAUCACCUACCGGCCGGAUGGAGCCCAGCUUUGGAGCCCAAUUCGGAAUGAGAUUCCGUCGCUCUCCCCAAGGAUCAGUGGACGCGUCACUGAGCAAAUCUGAACAUGGACAGCCGCAAAUGAACUUGGACUACAACCAGAAUAUUUUUUCUGAUGAUAAUUCGAAACUCAGUACCCAUGGAGGAGUUUCUUCCUCCGAUUUCAGUCAUUUCACUCCCAAUGCAGGAGUUAAUUAUGAGUGGAAUCCUAACAAGGACACAUAUCUGAGAGCGCAAACUGAAUUCCAAAAAUCACCUACCGGUCGGAUGGAGCCUAGCUUUGGAGCCCAAUUCGGCAUGAGAUGGCGACGCGAAAUUGAAGGCCAAGAAGAAUAAUUUAUUUUAUAUUAAACCAAUAAUGAAUAUUAUUUAUAUUUUGUAUCAAUGAAUUACUCAAAUAAAAUACUAAAAUUUCAUAAUAAAUAAUCUAAUUGUCUGCA